AUGAUCUUGAAGCUUUUACACUUGAUUAACAAUUUAAAUGGUUUAAUAAGAUUAGAUAAAAAAAACCGAGGCCUCACUUUGGAUAACCGGAUUUUGGAAUCGAUAUUUUCAUUUGGAUCUCCCAAGUAUCGGAUCUUCACAUUUUCUUUACGUUUUCAAUUUUUGUUUCCAAAAAUUUCAAUUAGUCUCUGGUUUUUAAUUGUCGCAAUCAAUAUGGUCCAAUAUUCAAUUUUAUUACCUACAUAUAAUGAAAGGGAAAAUCUACCGUUGAUUAUUUGGCUGAUUGUUAAAUCUAUGGAUGCCGAAGGAUUUUCAUAUGAGAUUAUUGUUAUUGAUGAUGGUUCACCGGAUGGUACUCUUGAUGUUGCUCAAAAAUUGCAGGAAAUUUAUGGAGAUGAAAAGAUUGUCUUGAGACCAAGGGAACGUAAACUUGGCCUAGGAACGGCUUAUAUUCAUGGAUUGAAACAUUCCAAAGGCGAUUUUAUCAUCAUAAUGGACGCUGAUUUAUCUCAUCAUCCUAAAUUUAUUCCACAGUUUAUUAAGAAGCAAAAGGAAGGCGAUUUUGACAUUGUCACCGGUUCAAGAUAUGAGGGCGAUGGCGGUGUUUAUGGUUGGGAUUUCAAGAGAAAAUUCAUCUCAACAGCAGCAAAUUAUUUAACUCAAAUUCUAUUAAAUCCUGGUGUUAGUGACAUAACGGGAAGUUUUCGCCUUUACAAACGUCAAGUGCUCAAAUCAUUGGUCAAUGAUUGUAAAUCAAAGGGAUACGUUUUCCAAAUGGAAAUGAUUGUUAAAGCAAGAGAAAAAGGUUACAAAUUGACCUCGGUACCGAUUUCUUUUGUUGACCGAUUUUAUGGUGAAUCAAAAUUAGGUGCCAAUGAAAUCGUACAAUUUGCCACUGGAUUAGUGACCUUAUUCAUAUCGACACAAUUACAUUUAUAACUUUAAAUUUAUUUAAAAUCAACUACUAAAUGAGUUGACUCACUUUUACCACGUAUGAGAAUUGCCUUAUCAUCAGCUGUUUCAUUAUUAUUGUUGUUGAAAAUUCUGGUAAUUUAUCAACAAGAAGAUACCAAAUAUUGAAUCAAUGGAAUCAAGUUCCUUUCAUUAAAAUUGUUCUUGAUGAUUAUUUAUAUUAGUACAAGUAAAAGUUAUACUUUUUCAUGAA
Messenger RNA from Panonychus citri (citrus red mite), 1165 nucleotides. RefSeq names its product dolichol-phosphate mannosyltransferase subunit 1-like (gene Dpm1). The transcript has 3 exons. The record is from RefSeq and is a predicted model, not a curated record. Gene Ontology annotation, biological process: GPI anchor biosynthetic process; protein O-linked glycosylation via mannose. NCBI's taxonomy places the organism in Eukaryota, Metazoa, Arthropoda, Arachnida, Trombidiformes, Tetranychidae. The coding region runs from base 1 to 939 and encodes 312 amino acids. Gene Ontology annotation, molecular function: dolichyl-phosphate beta-D-mannosyltransferase activity. Gene Ontology annotation, cellular component: endoplasmic reticulum membrane.